This is a messenger RNA of Aspergillus pseudoviridinutans, 1569 nucleotides long. RefSeq lists its product as uncharacterized. Gene Ontology annotation, biological process: positive regulation of transcription by RNA polymerase II. Gene Ontology annotation, cellular component: nucleus. Gene Ontology annotation, molecular function: transcription cis-regulatory region binding; DNA-binding transcription factor activity. Bases 1 to 1569 code for a protein of 522 amino acids. The transcript is spliced from 6 exons. NCBI's taxonomy places the organism in Eukaryota, Fungi, Ascomycota, Eurotiomycetes, Eurotiales, Aspergillaceae. The record is from RefSeq and is a predicted model, not a curated record.
AUGGGAAAGCUUCGCUCAAAAGAUGGAUGGCUGAAUGCAACGGCUUACCCGAGAACAGGCGACCAAGCCAAGCCGAUCUGUUCGCAGUGCCAGAAAAAGAACCGGUCAUGUCUUCGAGAAGAUCCAUCCAAUCGCAUCAGGAUCAAGCACUAUCAACCACGAAAGGCCAGGAAAGACCCCAAGGAUGCUCCUGGCCAUCACCAGGAUGAAAUAUCUCCCCUUCCGGAACACAGAACUGCAGACGCAGUGAUUGCUAAUGCAACCAGCCCUGAACACAUUACCCAUCCAAUCUAUGCCGAAUUCUGUAAUAACCAAUAUCGCAAUGCCUCGGUGACAUCACCAUACAACACACAAGGAUCUACUAUCCUCCCAAAACUCACCAACAACUCUGUUCCCGUGCCCCUAAUGGUCUCUCCAGGCAACAAUACCACUACCCCACCCUACUGCAGCGUCGUGGGAAUCCCCAUCUCCCAUCAGCUUCGACCGGACUCUUUAAGUCCAUGCUCUCCGGCUUCGCCUACAGGUGCGAUACAUGCAGGGGCUCCACUGACCUACAGAGAAGCUUACCUUGUGCAUCACUUUGCAACGCACCUCGGGUAUUGGCUCGACUGCACCGACGCUUCCCGCCAGUUUACUCGAAAAAUCCCCAUCCUGGUCAAGCAAUCGCCGAUCCUGCUGCAUGCCGUACUUUCCUACGCGGCCCGGCACGUCGGGGAUGCUGAAAUGGCCGAGCAGGCCCAUGAGCGUUGCGUAGAAUUAUUGAUUCCCUCUCUGAGCUCGGAAAAGGUGGCCGACGAUGAUGUUCUGCUGUGUGCCAUUGUCAUCCUGCGGGUGUUUGAACAGUUGAACGUCAUGGUGACCGGAAGCGAUCAGGAGCGUCAUUUAGCUGGCUGCUCGGCUCUGCUCCGAGCGUCGCAAGGCCGGGAGGUGGAUCCAUCGACCCCGGGGUUGCGGCAAGCGGCUUUCUGGGUGUACAUGCGUCAGUGCCUGUACAAUGCCUGUAUACAUCAGCAGGCCCCUAACGUGGAUUUGGUGAACUUGGUUCUCAUCCCCCCGCCGGGCGGAGGUGACCCUCUGAGCGAUCUGAGGUCUGAAACAGCCUGGGCCAACACCAUGACUUGGAUCUGUGCCACGGUGGUACACUUUUGCUUUGGAUCGAGUUACCCUGAGCCCUCCACCAGAAUACGCCGAUGGCAACAGCUAUCCGAGGCUGUUGAGACUUGGUUGAGCACCCGACCGGAUACAUUUAACCCAAUCUGGUAUAGCGAAGCUGUCCAGGGGAGUGAAAACCCAUUCCCAGAGAUAUGGUUCACGGCGGACUGGCAUAUUAUGGCGUUCGGAUUUUAUCAUCUCGCCUGUAUGCUCUUGGCCAUCUACAAGCCAUCGCCUAGAUUUGCGGUCAGGGGGCUACAUAGCACAGCUCAUCCGAGUCAUGAUGCACGCUCGCGCAAUCUGUGGGGCAUGCAACAGUUCCCCUUCGACGGUGCCAUCAUUGAUCACGCUCUGUCAUUCCACCUUUAUAUGGGGUCCCUUGAUGACAGAUUCAGCAGAAAGGGCAGGAGUAAUUAG